Messenger RNA from Octopus sinensis (East Asian common octopus), 501 nucleotides. Its product is annotated as succinate--CoA ligase [ADP-forming] subunit beta-like. The transcript is spliced from 2 exons. Lineage: Eukaryota; Metazoa; Mollusca; Cephalopoda; Octopoda; Octopodidae. Gene Ontology annotation, biological process: tricarboxylic acid cycle; succinyl-CoA metabolic process. The coding region runs from base 1 to 501 and encodes 166 amino acids. Gene Ontology annotation, molecular function: succinate-CoA ligase (ADP-forming) activity. Gene Ontology annotation, cellular component: succinate-CoA ligase complex; mitochondrion. The record is from RefSeq and is a predicted model, not a curated record.
AUGGCAGCAAACUAUCCCGAACUUCUCAUGACACGACCAUUGGGGUCUCGGGGUGUCAUGGAUGACAUAACCGCAUAUGAAAUUGCCACGUUUUUGAAAUUUGACGAAUCUCAUAUUCCCCAAGUAAGCUUAUUUAAGUUAUAUGCAAUGGACUGCAAAAUGGUGAUUGAUGACAAUUCAGAAUUCAGACAAACAAAUAUUUUCGCUCAUCGUGAUAUAAGUGAACAGGACACCCGCGAACAGGAGGCUGCAAAACACAACAUAAACUAUAUUGGAUUAGAUGGUAACAUUGGCUGUCUUGGUAUCACAAUAUCCGUCAUUUACUCAGUUAACGGUGCUGGAUUAGCAAUGUCGACCAUGGAUAUUAUCAGCUAUCACAACGGAAAGGCAGCAAAUUUCCUGGAUAUCGGAGGAGGAGCAUCAGCCGAGCAAGUAAUGGAAGCCCUGAGAAUAAUCACAUCUGAUAGUCAGGUGUAUAAUUUUUUUAUAUUCCUAGGUUAG